CGCCGACUAAUCUCCACCCGGUGUCCAGUGAGUCUCCGUCCUGCACCUCCAUCGCUCGUCCUCAGGGGAGACAGGGGUUGCCUGGAAGACGUGGAUAAGGCAGAUCCCCCUCCCCACACACACACACACACACACACACAUUGAGCCGCGAAGAUGAACUGCCAGCCCCCCGCAGGAAGCGCUCUCGCCACUCCGGCCGGCCCCGGGGGGCCCUCCACACCCAAGAAAGGCCCCCCCAAGUUUAAGCAGAGGCAGACGCGCACAUUCAAGAGCAAAGCCCCCAAGCCGGGACAGAAAGGGUUUGGGGACGACAUCCCGGGCAUGGAGGGGCUUGGCACAGACAUCACUGUCGUCUGCCCCUGGGAGGCUUUCGGCGACAUGGAGCUCAGUGACCUCGCCAAAUACGGCAUCAUCUGAGCGCCAUGGCCCCUCGUUCACCAUCUGCUCCGCUACGCCCCCUAGAGCUACGUCCAGCUCCCGACCUCUCCUCCCUCCAGCCGUUACACUCCUGUGUGUGUGUCUGGCCAUUUCCUGCAGCGUGACCAUUCCGUCUCCCAGCAACAACGGAGCAGUAACUGUACAGCCUAGAUAUAUAUAUAGCGCCCUCAAGCAUGUGCUUUGCUUAUAGCAGUCAAGUAUCAGUAAAGCUUGUACUCACUCCUGCAUUCGUAUUAACUGCUGCAUGAUCUCUGCCCUCAUCAUGGUUUUUCUGCUACUGUGGAUGUUAAGCGAUAUUUUUAAACACCGGAAUGUACUUGUGAACGGACUGUACUUGUAGAUGGGCCGCAACACCUACCGGGUAGUAAUGAUGUGAGUGGUACAAUUAUAAAUAAAAUGACCAUGUAAAAACCCAGCAUAACGGCCCUCGCCCCCCCUCCCCAUCAGCACUGUAAUAUAAAGCUUUUGCUCACAUACUUUCUCUAGUGACGUCUGCCUAGCAUAGAUUGCCAUCAAAACAUGUUCAAUAAAAUUCAACUUUAA
Brienomyrus brachyistius is the source of this 981-nucleotide messenger RNA. Its product is annotated as retinal cone rhodopsin-sensitive cGMP 3',5'-cyclic phosphodiesterase subunit gamma-like. Bases 154 to 417 code for a protein of 87 amino acids. Gene Ontology annotation, molecular function: 3',5'-cyclic-nucleotide phosphodiesterase activity; cGMP binding. Gene Ontology annotation, biological process: positive regulation of G protein-coupled receptor signaling pathway; visual perception; positive regulation of epidermal growth factor receptor signaling pathway. The transcript is spliced from 4 exons. Lineage: Eukaryota; Metazoa; Chordata; Actinopteri; Osteoglossiformes; Mormyridae. The record is from RefSeq and is a predicted model, not a curated record. Gene Ontology annotation, cellular component: photoreceptor outer segment membrane.